AAUAAAAUGCCCCCUUCCCAUCCUUAUCACCAUUGAAAUCGUUUCCUAUUUUUAUGAAAAAAUUAUUUUCAUAAUUUUUGGAAAAAUAACUCUCGAAUUAAUUAAUUGGGGGCACAGUCCCGAAUCAGAGCUGGUAAUAUAAACAAUAACAAUUUUAAUUUAAACUCCUUAAAAAUAAAAAAAUAAUUCAUAGCUGAAACUAUGAAUCAUCCUGAUUGGUAUGACAAGGCCAAUGCUGCUCAACGACAUGAUUCUUCGGAGAUUUUUCGCGAAUAUUACAAACAAUUUCAAUGGCGUUACGAUGGUCGAGAUUCGUUGAUUGAUGUUGGUUCCGGUAGUGGUGAUGUUCUAAUGGACUUUGUUUAUCCUUGUGUACCGUGGAAUUUUCAACGUCUUGUUUGUUCUGAUAUAAAUUCCAUAAUGGUGGAUUAUGCUAAGCGAAAGUAUGGUCAGCUGGCAAAGGUGGAAUUUAAAGUUUUGGAUAUUGGUACGUGUAAAGAGUUGCCCAAGGAUUUGAAACAUCAAUUCGAUCAUGUUACCUCGUUUUACACCCUAAUGUGGGUGCAAAAUCAUAGACAAUGCCUUAAGAAUAUUUACAAUCUGUUGCGAAGAGAGGGCGGAGAUUGCCUUUUAGUAUUCCUGGCCUCAAAUCCAAUAUAUGAUGCCUAUAUGAUGACAAGCCGUAUAAAUAAGUGGUCUAAAUAUAUGUUUGAUGUGGAAUCUAAAAUCUCACCUUUGCAAUAUGUGGAGAAUCCUGAUCAAAAAUUUGCAGAAAUUAUGUCAGAAGUUGGGUUUUCCCAAUUCGAGGUUAAGUUGCUGCACAAAAAUUUCGAAUAUGAUAAUUUUGAGGUGUAUAGAGCCAAUAUGAGAGCUGUCAAUCCAUUUAUAGAUCGAAUACCUGCAACAAUGCAUGACGAGUAUAUGGACGAUGUGAUGUUAAUGGUUCUAAAACUUAGGGGCUGGAAACCCCAAAAGUUGGAUUUCAAGGCAAAAUUCUCAAUACCUUACGAUCUAAUUGUAGCUUCUGGUCGAAAAUCUCCAUGUUCUGUAUAUCAACAAAUAAAAAAGAAUCUAUUGGGAAAAUGUCCCUAA
Messenger RNA from Musca domestica (house fly), 1092 nucleotides. RefSeq names its product juvenile hormone acid O-methyltransferase-like. The record is from RefSeq and is a predicted model, not a curated record. The coding region runs from base 202 to 1092 and encodes 296 amino acids. The transcript has 3 exons. NCBI's taxonomy places the organism in Eukaryota, Metazoa, Arthropoda, Insecta, Diptera, Muscidae. Gene Ontology annotation, molecular function: S-adenosylmethionine-dependent methyltransferase activity.